Molecule: messenger RNA, 3030 nt
Organism: Sclerotinia sclerotiorum 1980 UF-70
Lineage: Eukaryota; Fungi; Ascomycota; Leotiomycetes; Helotiales; Sclerotiniaceae
Exons: 5
Coding region: 1-3030 (1009 amino acids)
Source: RefSeq, a predicted model, not a curated record
AUGCUCACAAUGUUUCGAGCUGGGUCCCGGAGUUAUGCGGGUUCUGACUGUACUGAGGAAAUCGUAAGAGAUGGGUACCCUUACUACUUCAAGAAAAGCAAUGGCCGUAUGGUCAUGGCGCGUAAUAUUUCUGGAAGUCGUGGAAACAAGAACUUUAGUUUGCUAGGUCAAGCUUUUGGAAUUGAUGAGCCCAAGAGGAUAUCUGACGUCAAUGCCUUGAAGAGGGGGAAGAAGAAGAAGAGGCCAGCGCAAUUGCAAUAUCCUCAACCAAAAUCUCCUUUUUCAGCACCUCUUCCACAGCAGCCGUUCCCCAACUUUCCACCACCACCUAUGUCUUUUCCACCUGUCAUUCCUCAACAACCAUUUCCUAGCCCUAAUUUCUUUGCUCCGACAAAUUCUGGAUUUCCUUCUUUUUAUCCUUUUCCUGGAUUUACUGCUGUGCCUGCGCCUGCACCUGCACCAGCAUCGACUCCGGCGCAGCAACCCGUGCGAUGGGCCGUUCAGCCCAAAUCAUCAAAACCACCAAACUUCGAAGAACUUCAAAAAGUUGAGGCGGACUUCCUUAGGAGAGAGAAGUCAAAGUCAAGAGCAAGAGAAGGAGAUCAUGAUGAUCAUACAGAGACCAAGACAACAACCACUACUACUACAAUCACCAAGCACAUUUGCGUCAGAUGUCUAAGAGAUCGUUCUGCUAAAUAUCAUGUAGAAAAUCCAAUAAAAUCUGGCGAAACACCUACUCCUGGAUUUUGUCGCAAGUGUCGAAGAAAUGCUACCUCAACUAGUGGCUCAAGUAGCGAUGAUAGUGAUGAUGGUGAUUCAAGGAGACAUGACCAUGGAGGGAAAGGAAGUGAAAGAAAAAAGGCUUCAAAGAAGAAGUAUAGACGCAAGGCCACAUCUCGACCUAACUCAGUUGAACCUCUGAGUCAAUAUGAUAAAAGAGACAAUGGUCGUUCUAACGACUAUUGGAACAAAAUUCUUGUUGAGGAGGAGGCUGUGCAUAAACACGAAACAGUACCAAAAUCCCAAGCACGACGAACUGAUAACAGCUCGAGGGUAUCAUUGUCCCGAAGCUACACUCGUACCCAUGAAAGGAAUCUUGAUGCCGAAGAUCUUACUCCUAGAGGAGAACCAAAAGUGAAAGUCAGUAUCACAAGUCGAUCAUCAUCGGCCAGUCCACCAUCAUCCGUCUACGAAACCAGAGAAAAAUCAGUUCACUUUGAUCAGCCAGCAGGGGGUUCAAAUGCUGCUCCGCAAGCCACUUCUCAGCAAAAUUUCCAAUACGAACAUGAUCCUUAUAGUCGUUCUGAUGAAAGUGUUAUCGCGGUUGAGACCGAGCAUGAGCAACCCAGGUUACGAACUGGAUCAAGGUACCAGCCUCAACAUCAACCUCGACCUCGACCUCGCUCCUCUUCUGACGACUUUAUUGACGUUGCGGCCGAGCACGAAUAUCCCAGAUUCCAAACGGAGCGGCCUAGACAUGAACCUAGAAGACCACAAGAGAGACGUCGCAGCCCCGCACGAUCGCCAGUUAGAACCCGAGAAACCUAUAUCACUUCCGAAGUAGAUCAAUAUGGUAACGAAACGCAAUAUAAGUGGACUACAAACAGGGCCAGCUCAAGCUCAAGCUCAAGCUCAAGCUCUGCCAUUGGUUUCAUCCCAAGUAUUCGCCGUACUCCAACAAAUGUUCAUCGCCGUUCAACUGUACGUCAUUCCUCAGAUUCUAGCGAAGAGUAUAACAGAGCUUAUGAAAUGGCUCAUCAGAAUCUGCCAAAUCCAGGACCACGCCGACGUCAACGCAGCUCAUUCAGACGGUCUGAAGGCUUCAUGGAUGGUACCAGCACACCUCCUCGAGUACCAGACCCGCCAACUUCGGGUGGUGUUUGGGAGCCUAGAAAUACGAGAUCAGCGAGAAGAAGAGGCCGUUCAAGCUCUCAGAGCAACGUUUCUCAAUUUCCCCAGCACCAGAGCACUCCUCGGAAUAAUCAAGCAUGGAUGAACGCAUCGAUAAUUGAUCAACUUGGACAACGUCUAGAACAGAAUCGUCCUUCGCGGGUUCGUUCUCGGUCCUCUGAUUCUCGAUCCUCCGGCUCGAUGGUCACUCAAUCGGAUUCUUUUAUCACACCGUCACCAUCGGAUUCACCAUGUGAGCUAGAUUCUUCGGAUUCUAUACCACUAUCUGUGGCCCCUCUUCCAGUAUCAAUUCACGAAACCACAGAAAGUGGUAACGAAGUUGAAUCUACCAUUGCCAAACCAAGUCCAAAGGCAACCAUUACCGAAAAGUCGGUUGAGACAUCAAGUCGUCGGCGUAACGGACGUGCUGAGAUUACAAACUCUCAGGCCAAGGAAAACAGUCAUGCCAUCGGUUCAAGCUUCCAGAAGUACAGUGAUCAACUAGGAAGUCAUAGUUCAUACGUUCAAUACGGAGUGGCAGCAAUCGUUCCCAGCGGAACGAAUCGAUCUAACGCCAAUAAACGUACCCAAGUCAUCGCGGACGAUGAUGACAACACCACUAUUCUCGACGAUGCUACUGACCUUACUCUCCGAACCGCUCGCUCUAAGGCUGCUAUGCUUGAUUGUAUAGCAGCUCGACGCCGAGUGUCUUUUGCAAAUAUCCCUCAGUUUGUAGCUACUCCUGAGCCAUCUAGAGAAAAUUCUUGGGCUGCUAAUCCCAAUAGCAACGGAGAGGAAUCAUGGGGUGCUAGUGCCAAUACCUAUGCAGAUGACUCAUGGGGAGCCAACACUACGGGAGACAAUUCAUGGGGAGACAAUACCAAUACCACUGGCAAUGACUUCUGGUCAAGCAACACCGCAACCGAAAGUGUACUCCCAGAAAUUGGUGGCUAUAGUGGUCUCCACAGGGGCAAUGCCAGUAAUUCUGAUUUCAGCGAAAAUGGCUCUGUAUGUCCACCUACACGAAAUACCAAGCCUAAGAAUGCUUCUGGUAUAGGUGGUGAUGAUUAUAAUUCAAAAAAGGUUGAGCAGGAUGAUGACUGGGGUCCCAUGCCUACUUUUUCUUCUCUCAAUAUCUGA